CCCUUCUCCUCCAUCCCUGCAGCUGAAGGCACCCGGUGCCCCGACCCGCCUGCAGGCAAGCCCGCGAUGGCGGCCAAACGCAAAGGCGGCCUGAAGCUCAACGCCAUCUGCGCCAAGCUGAGCCGCCAGGUGGUGGUGGAGAAGGGAGCGGAGGCCGAGGACAGCCCACUGCGGCCCCGGGACAAAGAGCGCGGUGGCCCUGAGUCGGGGGUGGCCCGGGCCCCCCGCAGCGAAGAGGACAAGAGGCGGGCGGUGAUCGAGAAGUGGGUGAACGGAGAGUACAGCGAGGAGCCGGCACCCACGCCCGUGCUGGGGCGGACUGCCCGGGAGGGUCUGGAGCUGCCACCCGAGGGCGUCUACAUGGUGCAGCCCCAGGGCUGCAGCGACGAGGAAGACCACGGCGAAGAGCCCCCCAAGGAUGGCAGCGUCAUGGAGGAGAAGGACUCGGACGGGGCAGCCUCCAAGGAUGAUAGUGGCCCCAGUGCCAAGCAGGCUUCAGGAGAGGCCUCCUCGCUGCGGGACUACGCGGCCUCCACCAUGAGCGAGUUCCUUGGCAUGUUUGGCUACGACGACCAGAACACGAGGGACGAGCUGGCCAAGAAGAUCAGCUUCGAGAAGCUGCGCGCGGGCCCCACACCUGACGCGGCCGCCUCUUCGGCGCCGCCCGCCGCCUCUGCGCCGCCCGCCUCCGAGGAUGCCCUCAGCAAGCGGGCGCGGUUCUCCAAGUAUGAGGAGUACAUCCGCAAGCUCAAGGCCGGCGAGCAGCUGUCCUGGCCGGCCCACGGCAGCACAGCCGAGGGGCGGUCCGGCAAGGAGGCCCUGGGCUCCCUGCCUGGCCUGCGGCUGCCCAGCAGCACCGCGCACCUGGAGACCAAGGCCACCAUCCUGCCCCUGCCCUCACACAGCAGUGUCCCCAUGCAGGGCCUGGUGGCCCGUGCCUCCAAGUACGACUUCUUCAUCCAGAAACUGAAGACGGGUGAGAACCUGCGGCCCCAGAACGGGAGCGCCUACAAGAAGCCGUCUAAGUACGACCUGGAGAACGUCAAGUACCUGCACCUCUUCAAACCCGGGGAGGGCAGCCCCGACAUGGGAGGGGCCAUCGCCUUCAAGACGGGCAAGGUGGGGCGUCCCUCCAAGUACGACGUCCGGGCCAUCCAGAAGCCGGGCCCCGCCAAGGUUCCGCCCACCCCCAGCCUGGCUCCUGCGCCCCUCGCCAGCGUGCCCGCUGCUCCAAGUGCCCCCGGGCCAGGCCCUGAGCCUCCUGCCUCCCUGCCUUUCAACACUCCCGAGUACCUGAAGUCAACCUUCUCCAAAACAGACUCCAUCACCACGGGGACCGUCUCCACUGUCAAGAACGGAUUGCCCACAGAUAAACCAGCUGUCACUGAAGAUGUAAACAUUUACCAGAAAUAUAUUGCCAGGUUCUCAGGCAGCCAGCACUGUGGCCACAUCCACUGCGCCUACCAGUACCGCGAGCAUUACCACUGCCUCGACCCCGAGUGCAGCUACCAGAGGUUCACGAGCAAGCAGGACGUGAUCCGGCACUACAACAUGCACAAGAAGCGGGACAACUCCCUGCAGCACGGCUUCAUGCGCUUCAGCCCACUGGACGACUGCAGCGUCUACUACCACGGCUGCCACCUCAAUGGGAAGAGCACCCACUACCACUGCAUGCAGGUGGGCUGUAACAAGGUGUACACGAGCACGUCGGACGUGAUGACCCACGAGAACUUCCAUAAGAAGAACACCCAGCUCAUCAACGAUGGCUUCCAGCGCUUCCGAGCCACCGAGGACUGCGGCACGGCCGACUGCCAGUUCUACGGGCAGAAGACCACGCACUUCCACUGCAGGCGACCCGGCUGCACAUUCACCUUUAAGAACAAGUGUGACAUCGAGAAGCACAAGAGCUACCACAUCAAGGACGACGCCUACGCCAAGGAUGGCUUCAAGAAGUUCUACAAGUACGAGGAGUGCAAGUACGAGGGCUGUGUGUACAGCAAGGCCACCAACCACUUCCACUGCAUCCGCGCCGGCUGCGGCUUCACCUUCACCUCCACCAGCCAGAUGACCUCCCACAAGCGCAAGCACGAGCGCCGGCACAUCCGCGCCUCGGGCUCGGGUGUGCUGGGGCUGCCGCCCUCGCUGCUGGGCGCCAAGGACACGGAGCACGAGGAGUCCAGCAACGACGACCUGGUUGACUUCUCUGCCCUGAGCAGCAAGAACUCCAGCCUCAGCGCCUCCCCCACCAGCCAGCAGUCCUCCGCCUCCCUGGUCACCGCCACUGCCACCUCCGAGGCUGGGCCCAGUGCCACCAAGCCUCCCAACAGCAAGAUCUCGGGGCUGCUGGCCCAGGGCCUGCCUGGCUCCAUCCCCCUGGCGCUGGCCCUCUCCAACUCGGGCCUGCCCGGCGCCGCGCCCUACUUCCCCAUCCUUCCGGGCCGGGGCAACACCUCCCUGCCUGUGGGUGCCCCCGGCCUCAUGGGUACCAUGUCGUCAGGGACAGCAGCCUCAGUAACCCCCGACACACCCGCUCUGGCUGCCUCGGGAGCUGGCGACUCGGCCGCAGCGGCAACUGCCUCUGUCCCGCUGGCCCCCGCCUCCAUCAUGGAGAGGAUCUCGGCGAGCAAGGGCCUCAUCUCGCCCAUGAUGGCCAGGCUGGCUGCGGCCGCCCUCAAGCCCUCUGCCACCUUUGACCCAGGAAAUGGGCAGCAGGCCACCCCUGCCAGGUUUCCCCCAGCCCCGGUGAAGCAGGAGCCCGGUGAGAGUGCUGGCGCCCCAGGUCCCCACGAGGCCUCCCAGGACCGCAGUUUAGACCUGACUCUGAAGGAGCCCAGUAAUGAAUCAAAUGGCCACGCAGUCCCGGCAAAUUCAUCUCUUUUAUCCUCGCUUAUGAAUAAGAUGUCUCAGGGCAAUCCCAACCUCGGCAGCCUGUUGAACAUCAAGACAGAAGCGGAGGGGAGCCCCGCCGGGGAGUCCUCGCCCUUCCUGGGCAAGGCCGUGAAGGCGCUGGUUCAGGAGAAGCUGUCAGAGCCCUGGAAGGUCUACCUUCGCAGGUUUGGCACCAAGGACUUCUGCAACGCCCAGUGUGACUUCCUCCACAAGGCCCACUUCCACUGCGUGGUGGAGGAGUGCGGCGCGCUUUUCAGCACCCUGGACGGGGCCAUCAAGCACGCCAACUUCCACUUCCGGACAGAGGGAGGAGCAGUGAAAGGAAAUGCGGAGGCUUCCUUCCCGGCCUCGGCUGCUGAGACCAAACCUUCCUUGGCCCCCUCAUCCCCUCCAGCGCCUCCCGUCACCACGGCCACGGCUUCCUCUCUCGAGGGGCCCACUCCCAGCCUGGCCGCCGUGCCCUCCAGCCCCACCCUGCUCGCCUGGAAGCAGCUGGCUUCCACCAUACCCCAGAUGCCUCAGAUUCCAGCGUCAGUGCCUCACCUGCCCACUUCGCCCUUGGCAACGACUUCUCUAGAAAACGCCAAGCCCCAGGUCAAACCCGGAUUCCUCCAGUUCCAGGAGAAGUGA
Physeter macrocephalus (sperm whale) is the source of this 3519-nucleotide messenger RNA. It is a transcript of the gene CASZ1, whose product is annotated as castor zinc finger 1. The record is from RefSeq and is a predicted model, not a curated record. NCBI's taxonomy places the organism in Eukaryota, Metazoa, Chordata, Mammalia, Artiodactyla, Physeteridae. The transcript is spliced from 12 exons. Gene Ontology annotation, biological process: positive regulation of transcription by RNA polymerase II; regulation of neuron differentiation. Gene Ontology annotation, cellular component: nucleus. Gene Ontology annotation, molecular function: DNA-binding transcription factor activity, RNA polymerase II-specific; RNA polymerase II transcription regulatory region sequence-specific DNA binding. The coding region runs from base 67 to 3519 and encodes 1150 amino acids.